This is a messenger RNA of Pochonia chlamydosporia 170, 1149 nucleotides long. RefSeq names its product uracil-DNA glycosylase. The coding region runs from base 1 to 1149 and encodes 382 amino acids. NCBI's taxonomy places the organism in Eukaryota, Fungi, Ascomycota, Sordariomycetes, Hypocreales, Clavicipitaceae. The transcript is spliced from 2 exons. Gene Ontology annotation, biological process: base-excision repair; base-excision repair, AP site formation via deaminated base removal. The record is from RefSeq and is a predicted model, not a curated record. Gene Ontology annotation, cellular component: mitochondrion; nucleus. Gene Ontology annotation, molecular function: uracil DNA N-glycosylase activity.
AUGUCUACCCUCAAACGCAAAGGCGAAUCUUUGACAAAUGGGGUAGAGGCUAAGAAGCCAAAGGCUAACGGCUCAAUUGCAUCCUUCUUCACCGCACCAAAGGCCACGGGAAGCAGCUCGUCAGCGUCACCAGCUGUUCCCACAGCCAAAUUCGACAAGCAGAAAUGGCUUGCUGGCCUGACAGCUGAGCAGAAGCAGCUGUUGAAUCUGGAGAUUGAAACACUAGACGAUAGUUGGCUGGCGCUUCUGAAGGAUGAAAUUGUCACCAAGGAAUUUCUGGAGCUGAAGAAGUUUCUGGACAGGGAGACGAAAGCUGGGAAGAAGUGGUUCCCUCCCAAGGAGGAUGUAUACUCUUGGUCGAGGCAUACACCUUUUAACAACGUCAAAGUGGUCAUCGUUGGCCAAGAUCCCUACCACAACGUCAACCAGGCACACGGCUUAGCAUUCUCUGUACGAGCACCAACACCAGCGCCCCCUUCCCUCAAGAAUAUGUACAUCGCUCUGAAGAAAGAUUAUCCUACGUUUGUUGUGCCUCCUAACAGAGGGGGGCUACUCACACCCUGGGCUGAUCGAGGCGUGCUCAUGCUGAAUACCUGUUUGACGGUGCGCGCCCACGAAGCGAACUCUCAUUCAAAUCGGGGCUGGGAGCGAUUCACCCAAAAGAUCAUUGAUCUUGUGGCUCAGAAGCGUACCAGGGGAGUCGUGUUCAUGGCAUGGGGCACACCCGCUGGCAAGAGGGUUCAAAAGGUUGAUAAGCAGAGGCAUCUGAUCUUGCAAAGCGUCCAUCCCAGUCCAUUGAGUGCACAAAGGGGAUUCUUUGACUGUGGACAUUUCAAGAAAGCUAAUCAGUGGCUGGUGAAUCGAUAUGGUGAUGACGGAGAAAUUGACUGGGCUUUGUCACCAGGAGUCACAACCAAGGCCGUUACAUCGGUGGUCGCGGAUACAUCUCCGGAAGCUGGCAAGACAGUUGCUGCAGAUGUGAAGGUGGAAAUGAAAGUGGAAGUGAAGUCGGAACCGAACGAGGCUACUAAAGUCAACGUCACAAAGAAAUCGGGCGUGGCUGGGGAUGAUGUAGAUUCUGACGACGAGGCCGCACUGGAAGAGGCUCUUCGCCUGGCUGAGGAGCAAGUAAAGAGCGAGUCGCCAUAG